UUCCCAGGUAACUUUUAGACCGGAAGUGUCUCAUACCGUAAAUUGCUGGUAACUGACGUAAAAUCAGCACGUAAAGUCGCCGCGCGCAAAAGACAACAAAUCCGUAAAAGUCGGAUGGGAAAAGCAAAAAUAACAACAAUACACAUGCUUGUCAACUAUCUUGACGUUGAAAGUAAAGGUUUUGAAGAACAAUGUCUGAGACCUUAAUCCAGAGAAUAAAGGAGCUGGAGGAGGAAGUGGAGAAGCUCAAAUCCCAGCUGAAUGGGAACCACACGGAGACCAAUGCAUGCCCCAAUAAUAAUAAGACAAAUGGUAAAAAAGGAAAGAAAGCCUGCAAGGAGCGACCGUUUGACUUUUCCGCACACCCUCGCCGCCACGUUGCUCUGCGUCUAGCCUACUUGGGAUGGGCCUACCAGGGCUUUGCCGUCCAGGAGAACACGGACAACACGGUGGAGGCCAGGCUCUUUGAAGCCCUCCUGAAGACGCGCCUCAUCCAGGAUCGCCAGAGCUCCAACUAUCACCGGUGCGGACGCACAGACAAAGGUGUCAGCGCCUUUUCCCAGGUGAUAACAAUCGACCUGCGCUCCACACAGUGUUCCGGUUUGGGCGUCUCCGUUCCUGAAAACAGUAAACAGGACACCGCCGCCGCCCCAGAGCUUCCCUACGUGAAGAUGCUGAACAGAGUCCUACCUCGGGACAUCCGGAUUUUAGAGUGGGCUCCUGCCGCUGAGGGCUUCAGCGCCCGUUUCGAUUGCCAGUCCCGCACGUACCGCUACUACUUUCCGCGAGGCUCUUUAGAUGUGGCGGCCAUGGCGGACGCAGCGAAAAGGUACGAAGGCACCCAUGAUUUCCGUAACCUGUGCAAGAUGGACGUGGGCAACGGCGUCCUGCAGUUUGAGAGGACCAUCCUGUCGGCGACAGUCGAGCCGGCGGACCCCCAACGCGCCGACGGCACGGACCCGCAUGACUUGUUUGUGUUUGAGAUUAAAGGACUCGCCUUCCUCUACCACCAGGUUCGCUGCAUGAUGGCUGUGCUGCUCCUGAUUGGACAGAAGCUGGAAGCCCCAGAAAUUAUCCACAGCCUCCUCGAUGUUCACAAUAACCCCAGAAAGCCGCAAUACAGCAUGGCGGUGGACUACCCGCUGGUCCUCUACGACUGCCACUUUGACGGCCUGAGCUGGAAGCGGGAUGCCGAGGAGCUGGGUCUCGCCCUGUCUUCUCUGCAGCAACACUGGACGGAGAGCGCCGUCAAGGCUCACGUUCUACGCGACAUGAUUCGAGGCUUGGAGGCUACAAGCGGGGUGUCAUCCGGCCUAUGCCUGCUGGUGGAAGGCAGCCGGCAGAGGAAGUACCGGCCCUUGCUGGAGCGUCCGCUCUGCGAGAGCUUGGAGUCACGCAUCGAGCACUUUGUCAAGAGAGGCCGGCUGGAGCGGGAGCAGGACGAAGCCGGUGGAGAAACUCUUCACAAAGGGAAGCGGUCCAAAUACUCCCAAAAUUCAACAGGUGCUGCUGAGGUGGUCAACGUGAGUCCAGAAUAAAAA
This is a messenger RNA of Syngnathus acus (greater pipefish), 1541 nucleotides long. RefSeq names its product pseudouridylate synthase 3 (gene pus3). NCBI's taxonomy places the organism in Eukaryota, Metazoa, Chordata, Actinopteri, Syngnathiformes, Syngnathidae. The coding region runs from base 192 to 1538 and encodes 448 amino acids. Gene Ontology annotation, biological process: tRNA pseudouridine synthesis; mRNA pseudouridine synthesis. Gene Ontology annotation, molecular function: pseudouridine synthase activity; RNA binding. The record is from RefSeq and is a predicted model, not a curated record. The transcript has 7 exons. Gene Ontology annotation, cellular component: cytoplasm; nucleus.